UCGUCCCCGCGUUCCCCGGGGGCGAACCCCGAAUAAGCGAUCCCGGGAGGGGCGGCCCCAGCCCCGCUGUGCAGGCACCAGUCGGACAGCCUCCCGAGGCCCCCGAGCGUGGUGGUUGCCAUGGAGACGGACGGCGCAUCCCGUAAGAACAGACAGACUAAACAAAUGGAAAAAAUCACUCAUCUGGAAGCUCUGAUGUUUAGUGCUGUGCUGGAGAACUGUGUGGAUCAACUUGCAAUUAUUGGAUAUAUCAUGCCAGUCCCACACGAUGACAAGACAGACAUCAACCGUGAAAUGAAAGAAAUGGUCCAGAAGGAACUGGAUAAUAAACCCUCAGAGCUUAUGUCAGGAAAGCAAGAGAGUGGGGAAACAGCUACCUCCACAACCCUGAAAAACACCGAACACAAGCAGCAGCAGGAGGAAACUGAAGAUCAAAAAAGCACUCGCCAUUCUUCCAAAAGGCCCAAGAAACACACCACUCGGGCUGCACAGAGGCUCAAAAAAGUUUAUGCUGACAGGCAGUAUGCAAGUAAUGUAAUUACACUCACUAUUAAAAAGAUGGAGGAAUUUGGAACAUUUAGUAGCCUAACAGAUGCUAAUGAGAGAGAGAAGGCAAAAAAGAACAAGUUUUUUGACAUCCUUAUCAGGGAGGAAAAGGGAAAGAAGGAGAUAAAGGCACUCCAGAAACAGCUGCAAGAUGUCAAGAAACAAACUGAUAAUGACCUUCAGAACCGAGACAAGGUUAUUGAUCACCUCAAGGAUAAGCUUCAAGAGAUGACGGCCAAAUUGAACACAGAGAGUAACUACAUGAAGAAAAACAUGGAUCUCCAGAUCCAACUGACCCAGAAAAAGUGCAGCAGUGCAGAGGAUGCCCUGGAGAAGGAAAUCCAGAAUUUGAAGAGCAAAACUGAUGAGGAGAUUCACCUCCACAUGGAGACUGAUAAUUUCCUCACACAACAGUAUGAGAAGGUGAAAGAGAAACUGGAGUACUGGAUGGAGAAGUAUAAAAAAGACACUGUUGCAAAAGAUGAAGAACUGGAUGAUCUAAGGGCAUUAAAGGCAGAGAACUUGGAAACGAUGCAGAGAUUUGCCAAGGAGUGCCUGAUGUUCCAGGCAACCAUCAUCAUUGACCGGACAGAAAAGGAGGACAAGAGAAAACAAAGAGAGCGGGAAGCCCUGGAGCUGAAGAGUGCUGUGAAGGUGCAGGCGUGGUGGAAAGGUACAAUGGUCCGCAGAUUCCUUGGCCGCUACAAGGAGCUUGAGAAGUAUUUGAAGGGACAGUUAGCAGAGAAACAAACAGGCAAGGAAAAAUCUGGAAAAAAGAAGUAAGAAAGUGGCCACAGAUAUGCUCCAGGACUGUUGCUGGGCAGGGCACUGUGGUAUGUCUGAAAGGACAAAAUAAACCAUUUAACAGAGCUUGGGCAAUUCUGGAGGACAUAGUUCCUGCAGACACAGUUAUGGUAAAGCUGCACUAAGAUCUUAAAGCUGCCCUUGUACAGCCUUUUUCCCAGCAGAAAGGGGAUUUGCAUCAAACCAGUGAGAAACACUAUAUCCCCUGAGAAGUCCUUUAUGGAACCAAGACAGUGGGAGGUAAUCCUGUUACCAGCCCAGUAACUCACCAGCAUGGGAUGCUCUGCACCCAGAACCGCCUCUGCUGCCCCCAAAGCACCGGCAGUGGCACCCCCAGCUGGGCUCCCUCUGUGCUCUCCACGCCUCCAGCGCUGGCAUCAGGUCAGCAGGGGAGAACACGAGCAGUUUGCAGUGUAAACACAAGUGCAGUCAGAGCACACAGGUUUCCAUUCCCACAGUCCUGCACAGUGUCAGUGCACAGACAGAACAGCUCCACAUACCUUCUGACCACCAAGGAAACAAAGGGAAAAGGCAGCCAGCCACGCUGCCUACAGGAGCUGGUCUGUCACAGCCAUUCCCUCCGCCACUACACAGCGGGAUGGGGCUGAAGGCAGGGAGCAGAGCUGCUUUUCAACCAGCAGGGAAUCCCUGCUCCUCACACCACUGUCCGUCCACAUGCAGGUCUGUGCACAAAGCCCUGUGGCUGAGCUGCCUGGUUUCUGACCCUCCCACGUGGGAGAUGAUCUCAAACCAGAGUCUGCUCUGCUCUGUGAUUAGCCCAUGCUGGCCCCAUCCAAACCUCCUUGUGUCCAACCUAACUGGGCCGAGAGCUCUGAAGUUCACAUGAGAUGGCUGAAAAAAUGAGCCGAGAGCCUGUGGCUCAGAACUCUGAACAGAAGGUGCUGGUGCCUUAUCAGGCAGACUUGGCUGUCAGGGGAGUGCUGAAGUUUCAGAUGUUCCAGACAAACUGCAUUAGAAGUGCCAGUGUUCCCACUGGAGCAUGGACACUUGUUUGAAACCUGAACAAAUUCCCAUUCCAGCACUGGUACUGAGCAAAUUCCCUUGCUUCCAACGCUUCUCAGGCAGUGCCAAGACCAGGGAUUGCUCCGUCUCAGUGCUGGUAGGAACAGAACCAGGACUGUGCUUACCCCACUGCAAGAAGUGCCUCAGUGCAAACCUGGGACUUAAGUUCCUCAUUUUAACUCUUCUUUUUCAUGUGCUGCUGACUCAGUACUCACCAGAGACUUGUGUUUUCUUUAUGUGAUGGGGGUGUUAACAGGUGACCUGCUUGGGUGGAAGGUUGAUCAUAAAACUCUCUAGAGGCUUUGAUCUAAGGAAAAGCAGGAUGAGAUGGAGGGCAGCAGAUCUCUGCUGUUUAUGUCAAACUCCAGGCACAUUUUAUUAAUGCAACCAAACAACUGAAAUCUUACACUGGGCCGCAGUUGCUUCUCAGCAGAGAAUGAAGUAGCUCUGGAAAGAAAGAGGAACAGAGUUUCCCCAUGGAGUGCUGAACGUCAUGUUCCCACGAGGCCACUGCAGGGUAGUGAUGGGGGCACAGCUGUGUAACCUGUGACCUGCCACACACUCUGGGCUGGGGGCUGUGGCCACAGUGCCACCCAUCCAGCUCAUCCCAGCUCGCUGCUCUCUGCGAGCCUCCCCUCGCUCCACGGAAACCGCAGUGGAGUUUGUGUCUGGGCAGAGCAGCUGCCAAGCAAACAGCCUGGCAGAGUCAAACCCAGCGCUUCUGAGGAACUGUGCCACAGUCACUAAUGCUGCAUUUUUCCAGCUGUGGAGAGAUGGGAUCAAAAUGUAAAAUUCCAUCCAUGGAAUUUUCUUCAGGGAAAUCAUAUGCCCUUUGGAGAGGGUUUUCUUGGGAAUUAAAUGCAGAAGAAAGGCUGGGGAUUGGGAAGCUGGUUAGGAGGAUGCUUUAGACUGAAGGGGAGAAAUAAAUACCUGAAGAGAGCUGGGCAGCCUUGAGAGAAUCAGGAAUGGAGCUGACAGAGUAACCAGGUCAGACAAGGAUGCUGGAGCAGCCUGGUGAGCAGGGAAGAGCAUCACAAGGGUAUCAAAAGCAGGGUGGGUUUGUUUAUCUCUGGCAAUUUUUAGGCUUUCCAUUUUUAUAUUUUAAAAAAUUAUUAAAACUAGUGAUGAGGAGGGAUGAAAAGAGGACUAAACAUUCUGGCUAAGAAUAAAACUUUCAUAUGCAGCACAGUCAGGAAGCAAGGGUGAGUUUUGCACUUCAAACCAAAGACAGACCAAAAGCAAAGGACAAGAACAAGGAGCAAUGGGACUGGAAGCAGAAAACCCCAACCAGAAUGUAUUUAAUUUAUACAGAGAAGGAAAAAACAAGGGGCUGUGUGGAGGGAUAAGCAAAGGAUUCUGUACAAAAUUGGUAUCUGUGAAGGUUAAAAAUACCCCCAAGAAACAGCUUCUGAUGUGGCUGGGAUUUUCCUGUCCUGGUUAACUAUGAAAAGUAGAAAAUCAAAGAAGGUCCAUCAAAUGCCAACUGGGAUGAUGUAGGAGGGAAAUAAACAGCUGACACAGAGGAUGUGACAUUUGUUGGUGCAACAGAAAAACAGUAGGAGAAAUACUGCAAUUCAUGUAAGUUUUAAAACUUUAUUUCAAAUACCCAAGGUUUCCUUUUAUAUUAUCAAUGUUCUAGAAGGUCACACUACUGGCAGAAUACAGGCAAUUUAAAAUAUACAAUAUUCAGACACAUUUAUAUGUAACAGAAAUUAUGGAAUGUAUUUACAGACAUACAGCAUGGGAUGAAGCUUUAAAAUCCUUUACUCUAUUACUUACACGUUUACACUG
This is a messenger RNA of Parus major (Great Tit), 4164 nucleotides long. RefSeq names its product IQ motif containing G (gene IQCG). The record is from RefSeq and is a predicted model, not a curated record. Bases 121 to 1329 code for a protein of 402 amino acids. The transcript is spliced from 10 exons. Gene Ontology annotation, cellular component: cytoplasm; sperm flagellum. Gene Ontology annotation, molecular function: protein binding. NCBI's taxonomy places the organism in Eukaryota, Metazoa, Chordata, Aves, Passeriformes, Paridae. Gene Ontology annotation, biological process: cilium organization; sperm axoneme assembly.